CACCCUCACACGCCGUCGUAAAAUAUUUCGGGAUCAGACCGCAUUCCCAUGGGGCUCCUUUUCCUUGCCAUGACCUUCUCCCCCCUCUCCCCCGAUCCCUUGAAAAACCCCUCUCCAUCGCCUCUUCUCCCCUCCACGGGCCGCUCAAAACCCCUCCCCCUCGCCGCCCUCCCGCUCCAGCCACGAGAAAGCCAGCUCCGCCCUGGCUCGGUCGCCGGAUCCGGCAGCGGAAGCAGGGAGGGGAGGUGCGGAGGGACCAGCGGCCAAGGCUGAUGCUGCCGCCGCGAUGGUGUCGCCGGCGAGGCGGGUGAGCCGGUGCGCGGGUUGCCGAAAGAGGGUGGGGCUUGCGGGGUUCCGGUGCCGGUGCCGAAGCAGGGAGGGAAGCCAACGACCCCCCUCCAAACAACCCCUGUCGGAAGGGGUUGCUUCAUAGAGAUAGAGAUGUCGAUGAGUUCUAUGCGAUGUGCGAUCCAGAGGCAGAGGGAGAGGGAGCUGGAGUUGGAGGGGAAUGAGGCACUGGAGAUUGUGUCGGUGGAGCAUUUCCCGGCGGAGACGUCGCCGGAGGCCACGAACGACGACGACGGGUCGCCGGGGGCGGCGGUGGAGGAGGAGGAGGACAGGAAGCAAGCGAUCGCAGUCGCGGCGGCGACGGCAGCGGCGGCCGAUGCUGCGGCGGCGGCCGCAGAGGCGGCGGCGCAGGUGGUGAGGCUGGCAGGGUACGCGCGGCUAUCUAGGGAGGAGAAGGCGGCGGUGCGCAUCCAAUCCUACUACCGCGGCUACCUGAUUACAACAUGCCGUGAGGAAAACGUUUCAGAGAUAUUGAGUUUCAGCACACAUCCGUGGGAUCUACUGCUGAUCGUUCCCAGCAGCCCGACGAGCCCCAGCAGCCCGAUGAGCCCCAUACUCAAUGGACUGGGGAGAGUGAGGAGAACACGAGGGCCCACCCGAGCACGAGACGUGUGGAUCCUACGUGAGGAUGAGAAGAUUAUCGUCCAUUGCAACGAACUGGGGCAGCCUAUCAAGAAGGCUGCAAGCAUUUUAUCCACUUUUUUAGGAUCGGUUGCGCGGAAGGGACAGUUAUUUCCGCUCAACUAUACGAAAUGGAAUGAAAUGCUUUCUUCGUAUAAGGUUGAGCUUCUUAGAGUUAUUGAGGUAAAAAAUUGAAGUUGCUUACUAUCUUCAAUUAUUUUUUGAUUUAACAUUGAUAUAACAUUUUUGACUUUGAUGUAGAAAAAGUUUGUCCUUCCUGCAAAUAGCCAUGAUUGGGUAUUGAAGUCCGUCAACCGCAAAUGGAAAGAAUAUAAGGCGAAGCUAAAGGCAGAUUGGAAGCACGAGGGCAUGACUGAAGAGGAGGUGGCCCGUGUUUGUCCUCCAGAUGUAAUCUCUCAUCAGUGGAGGGAGCUUGUCCACUACUGGUUUUCCGAGAGAGCUCAGGUUGUGUAUA
Messenger RNA from Phoenix dactylifera (date palm), 1444 nucleotides. Lineage: Eukaryota; Viridiplantae; Streptophyta; Magnoliopsida; Arecales; Arecaceae. The record is from RefSeq and is a predicted model, not a curated record.